CCUAUUUCGCUCUUCUCAAGUUCGGACUUGGAAGUUACCUCUGUGGUAAGCUUAACUAAAAGGAAAUUCUAAAAAUGUAUAGAAAAGCUGUGUGCAAGUGUCUCUCUGAACGUCAAAUAAAACUGUAAAAUGCCAGUCGCAGAAAAUGGACAAAGGGCCUUUCCUGCAGCAGGAUCUAAACCAGGAUUGGAAAUAUGGAGAAUUGAGUUUUUCAAGCCUGUUAAAGUUUCUCCAAAGGACUAUGGAAAAUUUUACAAGGGUGACUCGUACAUCAUACUAGAGACAAUAAGUGUUGGUAAGACUGCCAAUAUUUACUUUUGGUUAGGACCAGAGACAACUCAGGAUGAGCAAGGAGCUGCUGCCAGCCUGUCUGUGACACUUGACACAGAAUUGGGUGAUUUCCCUGUGCAGCAUCGAGUGGUUGGAGGCCAUGAAGAUCAAAAGUUCAAAAGUCUUUUUAGUAAUGGGAUGAGGGUGGUUAAUGGAGGGCAUGCUUCUGGGUUCAAAGAAGGCAAAAAAAAGUUUGAAAAGGCGUUAAUGCGAGUUAAAGGGAAACGUAAAAUUUAUGCCUCUCAGGUACCACACACCAUUGAUUCACUGAACAUUGGGGAUUGCUUUGUUUUUGACUGUGGAAGAAAAAUUUUUGUGUGGUGUGGAAAAGAAAGCAACAAAAAAGAGAGGUUUAAUGCUAUAAAUUUUGCACGUGAACUACGGGAUGAAGAGCGCGCUGGUCUUGCUGCAGUUAUUACCGUUGACACACCAGAGGAGGAAGAAGAGUUCUUCUACGAAUUGACUGGAAAAAAGCGCAUUGUUCCUAUCACUAGAGAAGCUGAAAGUGAUGAGGCCCAUGAUGCAUCUCUCUCACUCAAUUUGUACAGGGUCAAUGAGGAUGAAACUGGCAAUAUCACAAUGAAAGAGACUGGCAGCAAACCCUUAAAGCGUGAAGAUCUUGACUCUGAUGAUUGCUUCAUCUUGGAAACUGGUCAAGGUGUCUAUGUAUGGGUUGGAAAGAAAUCCACCAGAAAUGAAAAAGAAAAAGCUCUCAAGGAUGCCCAAGGCUUUCUAUCUGCUAGACAGUUAAAUCCUAAUACAUCCAUUAAAAUUAUUGGCGAGGAACUAGAGCCGUCCGAGUUUAAACAAUAUUUUUCUUCAUGGGAACUUGUUGUGCCUUUUGGAAAUACACAGACCUUCCAUGCUGGUAAAGGAGUUGUGUCUAGAGAACAACUUGACCAGAGACCAAAGUUUGAAGUGAGAUCCAUGCACGAGAGAAGGGCAUCUGUGACUAGCACUCUUCCUGAUGAUGGUACAGGUACAGUACAAGUUUGGCGAGUUUACGGCUUUGCACUUGAAGAAGUACCCUCAAAAUCUUAUGGUGUGUUCUACUCUGGAGAUUGUUAUGUUAUUCUGUACACUUACAUGAAGAACAAUCGGGAAAAGCACAUCAUCUACUUUUGGCUGGGAAAUGACAGUACAGCUGAUGAACAAGGAGCUGCUGCAGCCGGUGCUAUAACCCUUGAUGACAAGUUCGCAGGGGAACCUUACCAGGUCCGGGUGUGUGAAGGAAAGGAACCAAUACAUUUCUUUAUGAUUUUCAACCACCGACUCAUUAUCUACCAAGGUGGCCACGCUAGUGGUUUCAAAAACACUGAAAGCGCCGGUAAUGCCACAGAUACUCGCCUUCUUCAGGUUCGCGUCACUGGAAACAAUUCUAGGGUUGUCGAGGUUCUUCCGGUGGCUCAGUCUCUGAACAGCAGUGAUGUGUUCGUACUUCACAACCCCCAUCACUGCUUCAUCUGGGUGGGCAAAGGCAGUAUUGGUGACGAACGAGAGUGUGCCAGAGAGGUGGUCAGGCUCAUCUGGAAAUCAGAUGACGCCGAUCUUGUUAUGGAAGGCAAAGACCGUGACAACUUCUGGAACCUGCUGGGAGGAAAAGCUGAUUAUGGCUCGGCCAAACAAAGCUGGGCCGAGCAAGAGAGUAGCGGUUACCCCGCCAGACUGUUUCACUGUUCAAACGCCACGGGGAGGUUCUUGGUCGAGGAAAUUCUUGAUUUCGGCCAGGAAGAUUUAGAGGAAGAUGAUGUCAUGAUUCUUGAUGCCUGGACGCAGCUGUUUAUAUGGGUUGGAGCCACUGCACGCAAAGAAGAAAAACAAGACGCCAUCAGGACUGCUCUGGAAUACGUUAAGACAGAUCCUCGCCAACGUGUUCCAAACAUGACGAUGUCAGUGAUUAAACAAGGGGCUGAGCCGGUGGGAUUCAAGUCGUACUUCGUGGCCUGGGAACCACAGAUGUGGAACAAGAAAAUGAGUUACGAGGAACAGAUGAAACGAGUCAAACAAGAAAAUGAGAAAGUAGAUGAUAACGCGUGGAGUCUGACCGAGUGGGACGAGAAACUCAAGCCGAAAUUUUUCCCUUUGGAAGUUCUGCAAAAGAAAGGAGAAGACCUCCCUGAAGAAGUAGAUCCUACUAAGAAAGAGCUUCAUUUAGAAGACGCCAAAUUUGAAGAAAUUUUCAAAAUGUCUAAGAAAGAAUGGGAAGGUAUUCCACAAUGGAGAAAAAAUCAAGUCAAGAAGGCCAUUGAUCUGUUCUAAAUGAACAAAAGCUUCUGCUGUUAAUUUAACUAAACUUACAAUAACAUUUGCAAUUUGCUAUAGAAUGGGUGCGUCGUUUCAAAGCUCAUGGUUUAAAAAGACUUGUUCACGAUAAUCUUUGGCGCAUUAACUUUUUAGGAAUUUAGUAUACUUAAGCUCAAUCUUAAAAAACAAACAAACAAACAAAAACCAGGUCUAACCAGCAGACUGGUCAAACAGGAAACUGGUUAAAUGGGUUUGACUUGAUGGCUGCCUACAGAUGUGUUAAGUGGCCGGAAAAUCUUAAGGUAAACCAUACAACUAAAGUCUUUUAUAAACUUAGGUAGAAUUGUUUCGGGAUAUUUAAAGCUUUUCCUAGAUGUGGAAUAAAUGCUAUAAAUAAUCAACAAGAACAUAUUUUUUAGGCAUUUUAUCUAAAUUUACAGACUAACCGAGGUAGUAGCAUUUUGCUCUGUAUUGAAAUUUGAAUUUUAAUCUUUUGGUAUUUACUGUGCACAUGCAAGGCCUUAAUACUACGUUUAAUGAAAAGUUGGUGUGUCUGUGCAUAGCAGCAUGUGUUGCGUGAUGAUCCGUGCAGUUCAAGUGGAUGACUUUUGUUACAUUGUUCACAGUCUCCCCUCUCCUCUCCUACUGAGAUCAGGAUGAAGAGAUAACCUGGGAACGACGUUGUAAGCUUCGGUUGUUUUCGGUAUUCGUGUCUUGUUUGUAAUCGGUGUGAGUCGGAAAACCUGAGACUGUCGAACUUUUCCGAGUUUUUUUUUUUUUUUUCACAAUGUGUAUCGCAGACAGAGCCGCAGCACUGUUGAACGACGGUCUAAUUCAGUCUUAGCACCAGUGGCUUUUAGUAUAUUUAUAAUAAUGUAUUACUUGAUAACGUAUUUCACUGCGUAGGGAAUCAUCCAAAUUUUAAAGUACGUAACGUACAUAGUCAACUGUAAGUUGCCGACACUAGCUGUGUUUCUCUUGAAUAAAAUAUUCUGCCAAGAAA
Stylophora pistillata is the source of this 3577-nucleotide messenger RNA. RefSeq names its product advillin. Gene Ontology annotation, biological process: cytoskeleton organization; actin polymerization or depolymerization; actin filament severing. Gene Ontology annotation, cellular component: actin cytoskeleton; cytoplasm. NCBI's taxonomy places the organism in Eukaryota, Metazoa, Cnidaria, Anthozoa, Scleractinia, Pocilloporidae. The record is from RefSeq and is a predicted model, not a curated record. Gene Ontology annotation, molecular function: phosphatidylinositol-4,5-bisphosphate binding; actin filament binding.